Messenger RNA from Athalia rosae (coleseed sawfly), 4380 nucleotides. Its product is annotated as zinc finger protein 629. Gene Ontology annotation, biological process: regulation of DNA-templated transcription. Gene Ontology annotation, molecular function: DNA-binding transcription factor activity, RNA polymerase II-specific; RNA polymerase II cis-regulatory region sequence-specific DNA binding. NCBI's taxonomy places the organism in Eukaryota, Metazoa, Arthropoda, Insecta, Hymenoptera, Athaliidae. The record is from RefSeq and is a predicted model, not a curated record. Bases 896 to 2527 code for a protein of 543 amino acids. The transcript has 3 exons.
AACUUUCGAUAAGAAAUUUAACGUCGAUCGGUCGAGUCGUCGAAAAAUGGUUGCGGGACACAUUAUCGGGAUGUCCCGAUUAAUUUUAUCGCGAUCGAUUCACGCGAAACGUACGACGACCGCAGAUGUCUAACCGAUCUCGGAACCCCCCUCGGAAUCGAAUCCUUGGGAGUAAUCGUGUCCCGAAUCGAGGAUGAGAGACGAUCCCCCUGCGCAGGGUGGAUGUACAACGAGGUGUAGGUGGGAUACAUUUGAGCCGCAGGAGGCAGAGCACGCGCUCGGAUCUCGGCGGUGUUAAUACGACGGCAGCUGAAGAGUUCCGUGGGGUUCCAAGGGGGUUCAACGGAGUUUUACGGAGAGUGAGAGUGAGAGAGAGAGAAAGAGAGAGAGAACGACCCUCCGCACCGGGUCCUGAGGGGUAACGCGGGGGAGGUGAACUCCUUCCUAUAUGUAGCCCCGAAAUACACCCGGACCAACACUAUACGCCUGAAAGCUGCGGAGCGCAGAGUAUCUCGAGCGAGCAAACGGUUCGGUCCUGAGGCUUUUCAUUACAGCUGAAGAAGCGCGACGGUGGUACCGGUUCGAAUAAAAAGAAGUUUGACGAAUAAAUAAAUAAAAUUGAUAGACAAAAUUCAUUUGGGAUAUUUCCUAAACCGACCGCAGAAAAAUUUGGCGGAUAACUUUCCGUACGUUUUACCGUAGGGAUAAUUGUCGGCAGUUUUUAUUCCCCUAUUCCAUUCGUUGUCGUCGUUUAUUUGUUCGAAUUUCUUUCGGUUUUGGUUUUGUUUUGUGAAACGACGCCGACCAGUGCUGGUUUCUUGGAUGUGGUAUGAUUAAGUAUUGUGUUCGAUUGCGAGACUACUUCUGAGUUACGAGGAGACCCUCGACCUUCAAAAUGCCUCGAGCUUUUCUCAUCACUCGACGAAGAUACAACGGAACCGAACAAUUCGAGGAAACUACGAGAGAUUGCAGCCCCGAGCGCGGUGUGAGCGUCGCGGAGUACGGAGGCGGUCAACCCACCUCGGAUGGGGUCAGCGACUGCGGUAGCGAGACGUCCUCGGAAUGCCCCGAAGAAUUGUACAACCUUACGAAACUCGCUGAAGUUAGUUUGGCAGCCGCCGCUGGAACACUGAUACAUCCCACCGGAAGUCUGAUUUGCCAACGCGGUCCUAACUCCCCGUCGAGGUACAAUGACAAAGAAAUAAUAUCUUACGAACUGAACGAAGAACUUGAAAUACGAACGACCGACGAAGAGGAAGCCCUCCAAGAGAGAACGCGGCUGUUCUUCGAGAGGAUCGAAGCUGAAAGAAAAAUAUUGGAACGGUGCUCGCCUACGAGCGAAUUGACGAAUCCGAGGAUUCUUAGAUUGCCGGUGAUCAGAGCGGAGGAUAAUAAGAGUAAAAACGAAACGCAUCACCAUCGUCACAGCCACCGACAGGACAACAGAAAGAUAAGGGGAUCGACGCCGGUCGCAAAGAAGAGCGGAACUUCGCCCGCGAAUCCCAACGAUGUUUCGAAAGCGGAUGAAAACGAAGAUCACGAGUGUCCGGACUGCGGCAAGAGAUAUUCCACUUCUUCGAAUCUCGCCAGACAUCGACAGACUCAUCGUUCCCUCGGUGAUAAAAAGGCGAGGCGAUGUCCGCACUGCGACAAAGUCUACGUCAGCAUGCCGGCUUUCAGCAUGCACGUGAGGACCCACAACCAAGGAUGCAAGUGCCAUUACUGCGGCAAGUGUUUUUCAAGACCGUGGUUACUUCAGGGACACAUACGAACGCAUACGGGUGAAAAACCGUUCAAGUGUACGAUAUGCAACAAGGCGUUCGCCGACAAGUCAAAUCUCCGCGCUCACGUGCAAACCCACUCGAAUACGAAACCUCACGUAUGCGGGCGUUGCGGAAAAGCGUUCGCUCUCAAGUCCUAUUUAUACAAACACGAGGAGUCUUCCUGUAUGCGUUCACAUAAUCGAGCAUCUUCCGAGAAGCGUGAGACCGAAAGGACCAGUCCGUUGCCGAGAAGAAUUUCGGCUCCGGUAACAGCGUCGCCGACGAGCGUUAUCGUUCCUCGAAUGGGUCUCGGAAGAAGCGUGUCCGUAGGGGAUACCCCUCAACAACCGAACAACGCACCUUUCUCAGCGAUAAGGCACACGAAAACUUCCCUCACAUCUUCGAUCGUAAACUCGGUCGAAUCGAGAUCGCCGGAACUGGUCGUUGGAGGGGUCCGAGAAACGCCGGUGGAUAAACAUCCGAAGCGCGAAUUCGCCUCGAACAAUUAUUCCGAAGAAUCGGAAGCUUCGAAUUCCGAACCUUUGCAGAAACAGAAGAAAAUUUUCGAGCUCGAAACUACCGAAGGAUCGGCGUACAGAUCGCAAAUGGUUAUUCGUACUUCGGUUAUAUCUCCGAAUCCGGAACACCUUGGAAGAUUGUCUUCCGGGGGUAACAAAAAAUCGCCGUUCGAUUUCACCGCAGCGUCGAGAACGUCUGCAUUUUCUCGUCCCGCGGGAAUGACACUAAACUUGGCUAUCGCGUGAUACGAUGAAAACCGGUAAUCAAUGAUCCUCGAAAAAAUAUAAGGUGCUAAUGACAAAAGAAAAAAGGAACACAAUGGUUUCGUCGCGAAACGUAAAAAAAAAAAAAAAAAAAAAAAAAUUAAUUAAUAGUAAAUUUUGUAAUCUAAAGAAAUGUUUAAUAUAUUAAUCAUGAUCGAUUGUUAAACAGAAAAUCGGCUAGAAAUAUCGAUCGUUAUCUAAUACGACGUUAUAAUUAUAUAUUAUUCCAAGUAUCUUCCUAAUAGGGACCAUUUAGUAGAUAGUUGAUUGAAAUUAUUAUAAACUAUGAACUGUGAAUUCUUAAAUGUGCCUUAUCAUAAUGUUAAUCUGAGGAUAUACAUAUAUUAUACAUAUGUGUACAUGCCUAGACGAUAUAGUAGUUUUCCUUUCAUUUCUCCAACUCUUUAAUUUCGUCUUUUAAUUAUUUUUUUUCUUCAAUCAAUAGAAAUGGGAAUUCAAAUGUUCUUUUUUAAACCGAAGAUGUUGUCAUCUAGUUAAUGAACCUUAGGUUACAAGGAGAAAACGAAUAGCAAUUAAAAAAAAAUAUGUACGAUUUUUUUUUUCAAUAUAGUCAGUGUUCGUAUUUACAUGAUAGUAAAUCAUUGUUGAUUCAUGGUGCUCGAAACGUUAUUAUAAUAAUUAUGUCGUAAAUAAUAUGAAUGCUCUUCAAGGCAGCUAUAUAUAUAUACACAAUAAUAAUGAUAAUGACAAUAAUAAUAGUAAAAAUAACAGACUUUGUAAAUAUGAUAUUUAGAUAUUUUCUGGUACUAAUCGAUAAUUAAUUAAUUAAUUGACUAAUUGUUUAAUUUAUUAAAAAGCAGAAAGUGCCUCGAAAUACUCGUAUGAUAAUAGAUAUGUUUAUAGAGGUGCGGUGUCGGAUAUUGCAAUAACUCUAACUCUAUAAAGAUAUAAAAUAUGUGCCCGUGUUCAUUACAGAAACUUUAUGUAAUACGUAUAAUUGCAAUAAUUUAAUCGUUUGAUAUAUUACCGAAUAGGUAAUAAUCAGAGUGUGCGCUAGUCGGAAACCAUUUCGCGAUUAACCAGACUAUUUCUUACUUUCAAAAUUAUCAUUACAUACGUACAACUAUCUUUUUUUCUUUUUUCCGAAGAUAAAAAAAAUCGUUCAAGCAAUAAUAACGAGAGAAAAAAUAGGACAAAAAAAAGACAAGAAAAGAACAAAAUUGUAAGUCUGUGGAGAAUCGGUCGCGAAAUGAUAUAUAUAUUUUAUAACAUAAUACAUAAUUAUGCGUUGAAUGUUUUGAAGAAACAGAGCAAUACGAAAAUCAUUAAAUAUAUUAUAUAUUCAAAACCGUACAACUGAUUAAUAUGAUAUAAAUAUAUUUGUAAAUAUUGAGGAGAAAAAAAUUUGUUGUGUCCUAGUCAUAGUUUUAACCCCAUUUGUACUAUUCUUCUUUACAAUUUGUUUUUUUUUUUUCUUUAUUUUUUCUCUUAAAAUAUUUCAAUAAAGUUUCACAUUAUACAUAAUGUAAAUUAACGCAUAUGUAAUAGCAUUCCUAGUUAGCACUUAAUAUCGAUUUACUUGAUGAUCCGUAGCAAAUUUAAAUUUAUCGCUAACAAUUGUUAAUACUAUUAACAGCCCCCCCCCCGAGUGCCUUGAUAAUAAACAUUAUUAUUACUAUUAAUAUCAUGAUAAUAAUUAUUAUUACUGUCAUUUAGUAGAUUUAAUUUUUUUUAUACAAAUUGUGAAACUUUUUGCCAAUUAUGUGGAGCUAUUACGCGUGUUUGUAUUUAAAUUUACGAAUCAAUCAGAAGAACGAUCAAUAAGAAUAAAUAGAGACGAAUGUGAAAAUAUACAAUAUAUCCAGUGAAGUUAA